Messenger RNA from Zingiber officinale, 1604 nucleotides. Its product is annotated as SNF1-related protein kinase regulatory subunit gamma-1-like. NCBI's taxonomy places the organism in Eukaryota, Viridiplantae, Streptophyta, Magnoliopsida, Zingiberales, Zingiberaceae. The transcript is spliced from 6 exons. The record is from RefSeq and is a predicted model, not a curated record. Bases 49 to 1356 code for a protein of 435 amino acids.
CUACACUUUCCACGGGGAGAGAGAGAGAGAGAGAGAGAGAGAGUGGAAAUGGAGAGCCCGGUGGCGAAGUCGCCGCGGAGCCCGGAGGCGGAGAUCGGUCACCGGCUGGAAGAUCUGUGGGACGUGCAAGAGCCUCAACUCAGUCCCUCCGAGAAGCUCAACUCCUGCUUCCAAGACCUCCCCGUUUCUUCCUUCCCUCCCGCACCGUCGUCCGAAGUUAUUGAGAUUUCUUCAGAUGCAACCCUAUCUGCUGCGGUGGAGAUACUAUCCAAACACAAGAUCUUAAGUGCACUGGUAAGGAAUGUGGAUGCACCUGAAGAUGCUAGUUGGAUAGAUAGGUACAUCGGCAUUGUUGAGUUUCCAGGAAUUGCUGUAUGGCUUCUACAUCAGUCUGAAGUUUCAGUACUCAGGAUGAAGGCUGCAUCAGCUGUGACAGGAUUUGAGGUAAGUGAACUGGCAGAAGUUACCAAGAUUGGUGGCACUGAUGCUGCUUCUGAAGAUGUAGCUGGUGUUGCUGCUGCUACUGGGCCUGCAAAUUUUGUCCCUGAAGCUGUUGAUUCAACGGGCGGUGGCUUCUUUGAGACUCUCACUUCUUCAGAUUUCUACAAGAAUACCAUGGUUAAGGAGAUUGCAGGAUCCUUUAGAUGGGCACCCUUUCUUGCUAUUGAAAACUCUGACUCUUUCCUUACCAUGUUGUUAUUACUAUCAAAGUACAGAAUGAAGAGCCUUCCUGUGGUUGAUCUUGGUGCAGGGAAGAUUGAAAAUAUUAUUACACAAUCUGCCGUGGUUCACAUGUUGGCAGAAUGUGUAGAUCUUCACUGGUUUGAGAACUGGGGUUCUAAGAAAUUAUAUGAGUUGGGUCUUCCUGCUAUGAAGCCUAAGGGGCUGAUUAAGGUUAGUGAGCACCAACCAGUUUUAAAGGCUUUCCAACUAAUGAGAGAGAAAGGAAUUGGAGGGCUUCCAGUUGUUGAUCAAAGUGGAAACAAGGCAAUAGGAAAUAUAAGCAUCAGAGAUGUGCAGUAUCUUUUAACUGCCCCCGAGAUUUACAAUGAUUACAGGUCAAUCACAGCUAAAAAUUUUCUCACUGCAGUAAGGAAUCACUUGGUCGAACACGAAGAAGCCUCGCCCAUGCUACAUGGUGUGAUCAAGUGUAAUAGAAAUGAUACGCUCCAAGAUGUCAUUUUGAGGCUGGACACUGAGAAGAUACACCGGAUCUAUGUGGUCGACGAGGAGGAGAAUCUUCAGGGAGUAAUCACACUUCGCGACAUCAUCUCCAAAUUGGUCCAUGAGCCACACCGUUAUUUUGGAGACUUCUUUGAUGGGUUUGUACCAUUGCCAGCGAAUAGCAGGGUGUGAAAACGUACAGAAGCUCGUUUUUUAACAUAAUCUUGUGUCUUCCAUGGUCUGAAGCCCUCUGUCUCCACCUUCAUGUUCUCAUUUCCUGUGUAUGAUGGCAAUGGAAUCUCCCAGCUUCUCUGGACAUUGUUAGUUUUCAGCUUUUGCAACUUUGUAGCCCUGCUUCUUGUUUCAUCUUGCUCUGUAAUUAAAUUAACUUGUGAAUCUGUUUGUGUAGUUUGGGGUGGCUAGGUUAAAUUCUUCUUGUU